CUUAUUUAUUUUCAUCUUUCAACUUUGAAAAUGGCAUCACAUGGUCAGAGUUACAGGGCUGGUGAAGCUACCGGUCGAGCUGAGGAGAAGGCAGAUCAAAUGAUGGGAAAGACAAGAGGAGCAACCGAAGCAAUGAAGAACAAGGCCCAACAAGCAAAAGACAAGACUAUGGAAACAGCCCAAGCAGCAAAAGAAAAGACUUCUGAGAAAGCCUAUGAGGCUAAAGACAAAACAUCUAACAUGGCCCAAUCUGCUAAGGGUCAGGCCCAACAAUCCAAGGAUCAAACUGGAUCCUUUGCUUCUGACAAGUCCCAAGCAGCCAAGGACAAGGCUUAUCAAGCAGCCCAAGCCACCAAGGAGAAGGCGUCCGACAUGACGGAAUACGCUAAGGAGACGGCAGAAGCUGGCAAGGAGAAAACUGGAGGAAUUCUUCAAAGGACAGGUGAACAAGUUAAGAGUAUGGCUCAAGGUGCUGCUGAUGCUGUUAAGAAUACUUUUGGGAUGGGUGAACCUGAAGAAGAUGAUCCAAUUAAGACUACUAGGCCCUAGAUUAGGGUUUUGGGCCUUUAUAUGUUAUUGGGCUUUUCAAUCUGUUGGGUUGUUUUAAUUGUUGGGUUCGUGUUUUUAAUAUGUGUUGGGCUUGUUGUUGUGAGUACAAGAGAGUGACAGUUUUUUUGGUUGUCAUUCUGUUGAGAGUGGGUGUGUUGAUUAUAGUGGUGUUAAUUUAAAUAAUGUCAAAAAUUUCCCUUAUAAAUGAUACAUCAUGUUUUAGUUGUUUUAUGUUUCAUUUUUGAUUUUCUCAUUGAAUCACAAAUUUCUAACCCAUUAGCCCAACCCAUAAACCAUAACAAUUGUCGGAUCAUAAAAAUUUAUGAUUAAUUUUAAUAGUUUUAAAAUAAUUAGUUAUAAUUGUCUUUAAAUACAUCAUUUUAUUUAUAAAAAGUGAUUAAUUAGAAAAAUACUAAUAAAAUGAGUUUGUUUAUAGUAAGGUAAUUUCAUGCUUAAGACAUGCAUAUCAAGUUAAAUAUUGUAAUUAUACAUUUUAUUUUAAAUUAAAAAAAUUAAGAAUCAAUAAUUAUGACUUUACAGUUGGGAAGAAUAAAUAAACUCUAAACAUGAUUAUGUUAUGAUUAUGGUUUG
Messenger RNA from Amaranthus tricolor (Joseph's coat), 1140 nucleotides. Its product is annotated as late embryogenesis abundant protein 1-like. The transcript is spliced from 2 exons. The record is from RefSeq and is a predicted model, not a curated record. Lineage: Eukaryota; Viridiplantae; Streptophyta; Magnoliopsida; Caryophyllales; Amaranthaceae. Bases 31 to 549 code for a protein of 172 amino acids.